This is a messenger RNA of Salpingoeca rosetta, 669 nucleotides long. RefSeq lists its product as uncharacterized. NCBI's taxonomy places the organism in Eukaryota, Choanoflagellata, Craspedida, Salpingoecidae. The record is from RefSeq and is a predicted model, not a curated record. The transcript has 4 exons. Bases 61 to 495 code for a protein of 144 amino acids. Gene Ontology annotation, molecular function: calcium ion binding.
GCGUAUGAAGUGCUGACUCAGCAAAAGCACAACAAAAGCAAACAGCAAGCAGCGGCGGAGAUGGACAAGUUGAGCGACAAGCAGCUGCGGGAUGGCAAGCUCAUGUUUGCGCACUACGACACAGAUCACGAUGGCAAGCUGAGCCUGGAGGAGGCAAAGGAGGCCCUGGUUGCUCUUGGCGUCACAGUCGACAACAUUCACAGGUUUGACCUGCGCAAGACAGGAACGCUUGAGCUGGGUCCAUUCCUGCGCGCCGUCGCUCAGGGCUUCGAGACAACAGAGUUGACAGGGUCACAUUUGAAGCUUGCGUUUGCUGAUUGGGACACCAGUGGAGAAGGGUACAUCACGCCGAAGCAGAUCAAGCACCUCAUGCAACAGGGAGGCUACCCGCCGGGCAUCACAGAGGCCGACAUCAACGAGCUUAUCCAGGUCGCAGACGACAACGGCGACGGCAAGCUCAGCUUACAAGAGAUGUCGCAGUUGCUGAUGGGCUGAAAAAUGUGUAUCCUGCUUCUCUUGUGUCUUUAUUUUGUCCUGUUACACAACAUGCACCCUUCCACAUUUCAACUACUGUCGUCUUGCGCUUGUCUGUGCUGCCAACCCAACAGCCACAAUGCUAGCCUCGUUGGUGCUUGCAUUGAUGCGAUAAAUGAAUCGAAUCGAAUGGAA